Messenger RNA from Penicillium angulare, 1260 nucleotides. RefSeq names its product serine/threonine-protein phosphatase 2A activator. Gene Ontology annotation, cellular component: protein phosphatase type 2A complex; cytoplasm; nucleus. The transcript has a single exon. The coding region runs from base 1 to 1260 and encodes 419 amino acids. NCBI's taxonomy places the organism in Eukaryota, Fungi, Ascomycota, Eurotiomycetes, Eurotiales, Aspergillaceae. Gene Ontology annotation, molecular function: peptidyl-prolyl cis-trans isomerase activity; protein tyrosine phosphatase activator activity. Gene Ontology annotation, biological process: mitotic spindle organization. The record is from RefSeq and is a predicted model, not a curated record.
AUGGCGUCCCAGACACUCCCGCCUCUAGGAGGAAAGGUGGACCUUUCAAAGAAACUUUCAGAAUUGCGGUCAACGAACCGACGAUCACAGACCGCUUCAUCUCGCGACCCAACCCCGAUAACCCCUCCUUUGCCUUCUCCGCCAGACCUCUCCUCCCACCAGUACAUUCGCCCCGUUCGCCGCAUUCUCUCUCCAAAAGAUCACGAUACAUUCCUCACCUCCCCCACCUAUAAACUGGUCUUAGCUUUCAUAUUCGGUCUCUCCGAUUCAGUGAGGGGCCACCCCAUUCCCGAACAAAACAAACCGGACUCAGAUGCCAUCUCAAAGGUCCUCCAAGUCGUGGGGCAACUCCGCUCCCUAGUAGAGAAGCACCCAGCUCUGGAUCAGGGUGGAUCACGAUUUGGAAAUCCUGCGUUUCGCACACUCUUCGACGAUGUCGCUGCGCAGAGCCCAAAAUGGCACACCGGCAUUCUCGGAAUGAACAAUACCGCCGCCGUCGACGAGUCAUCAACAUACCUAAUCAACUCGCUCGGCUCCCGAGACCGACUAGAUUACGGCUCUGGCCAUGAGCUGAACUUCAUGAUGUGGCUACUUAGUCUUUAUCAGCUGGGCUUAUUGCCCGCUACAGACUUCCCGGCCGUGAUAUUCAAGGUCUACCUCGAGUAUCUGCAUCUCAUGCGAGACAUCCAGUCAACAUACUAUCUCGAACCGGCAGGUUCACACGGAGUCUGGGGUCUAGACGACUAUCAUUUCCUGCCUUUCUUAUUUGGCGCCAGCCAGUUAGUGGAUCAUCCAUAUGUCACGCCGCUUGGAAUUCAUAACACGGCUAUGCUGGACGAAGAGGGAGAUAGAUAUCUUUAUUUGGAUCAGGUACGGUGGGUGGAUAGCGUCAAGACAGUGAAGGGGUUGCGCUGGCAUAGUCCAAUGCUGGAUGAUAUUUCUGGCGCAAAGAACUGGCUUAAGGUUGAAAGUGGUAUGAAGAAGAUGUUCGUCAAGGAGGUUCUUGGGAAACUCCCUAUUAUGCAGCAUUUCUUGUUUGGGAGCCUUUUGCCUGCUGUAGAGGGCAUGGGUGAGCUUUCUGGGGAUCAUGAGGAUGAUGGUCACAAUUGUGAACAUCAUGAUCAUCCACAUGGGCCACAUCAGAAUACUGAUUAUUUUGGCGACUGUUGCGGUAUCAAGGUUCCCAGUACGAUUGCGGCGGGUGCGGAGAUGCGGAAGCGUAUGGGAGGAUCUGGAUUACGACCGAUUCCCUUUGAUUAA